This is a messenger RNA of Ciona intestinalis (vase tunicate), 1035 nucleotides long. Lineage: Eukaryota; Metazoa; Chordata; Ascidiacea; Phlebobranchia; Cionidae. The record is from RefSeq and is a predicted model, not a curated record.
ACAUGGAUGUGUGUUUUAUUGAUUUGUUCAUGUAGUUUAAUGUCUACUUGUUAAAAGAAUCAUAUAAACGUGUUUUAUGAAGGUUGCAGUUUAUAACUAUAUACCUAUAUGCAAAUUAAUUAAAAACUUGACUCGAAAAAAUAUAAAUGGACAUUGGUAAUAAUGAAAGUGUCAAAAACGAAGUCACAACAGAAGAAGCAACUAAAACUGAUGAAAAUGAAGAAUGUCUUAAGAAAGGUCCAAUCCCUGGAGUAAUAUACAUUAGUUUCUUACCACCAAAGAUGACACCUUUACAUGUUCGACAAAUAUUUGAAAAAUACGGUGAAGUCGGGAGGAUUUUUCUCCAACCAGAAGCUCAUAAACCUUCGAAAAAAAAGAAAGUUAAACCCAAGUAUAACAAAGGCACAUUUACUGAAGGCUGGAUAGAAAUGGGAGACAAAACGAUUGCCAAACGCUUAGCUAUGACACUAAACAACACUCUAAUAUCAGAUGGAAAAAAAGCGAAAUUUUCUGAUCAUACAUGGAAUGUGAAAUAUUUACACAGAUUUAGUUGGAGACACCUUACAGAGAGAUUGGCUCAUGAACGAGAACUUAGGAAACAGAGGAUGAGAGUAGAACAAUCUCUUGCUCGCAAGGAGACUGCUGCCUUUAUCUCCAAUGUGGAGGCAAGUAAGAAGAUGGAGAGCAUAAAAGAGAGAAAAGAGAAGAAGGGGUUGGUGUGGGAGGAGAGAAGGCACGCGAAGAAGUUUAAACAGAGAAAAACUGUGGAAGAAAUGCGGAAGGAAAAGUUGAAAAAACUAUCUGGGAACACUGGAAGCAAAAUUACGAACACUGCAGAUCCACGAAAAACUGUUUUAAGUCAAAUUUUUGGUUCUUAACAGAAUAAAACACAAGAUUUUUUGUUAAAAUAAAAUCACUUAAUGUUUGUUUAUGGGCAUAUUUGAGAUUUCGUAACUCUUAAACUAUGUUUGCUAUUAGAAGGAUAUUUUGUGUGAAAUGUUCCCCAUAUCUGAUGAAUAAAACUAGGUAUUAACA